Messenger RNA from Castor canadensis (American beaver), 1135 nucleotides. RefSeq names its product coiled-coil domain containing 59 (gene Ccdc59). Lineage: Eukaryota; Metazoa; Chordata; Mammalia; Rodentia; Castoridae. The record is from RefSeq and is a predicted model, not a curated record. Gene Ontology annotation, cellular component: nucleus.
GCCUACAAUGGCGCCUGUGGGGCCGGCGGCAAGGCGGCGUCCACUCGGAGGUUUGGGGGCGCGAGGCGAAGGGGUUGCUUCGGUCGGAUUCAGGAAGGAGAAUGUGAGACGGAGAACCUGGCGGCCUAGCCAUCUGCAGGCCUUCGCGGGGAGCGUUCGCGAAGGACAAGGCUUUGCAUUUCGAAGAAAACUGAAGAUUCAGCAAAAUUACAAGAAAUUGCAGUGGAAGGAAAAGAAGGCUCAAGCAUCACAGGAAUCCAAGUUCACAGAUCAAUACCCAGACCAUCUGAAACAUCUCUAUUUAGCUGAAGAAGAAAGACUCAGGAAACAACAUAGAAAAGUUGGCCAGCCUUUGUCAAAAAAACAGGUUGACCAUUCUUUGCCCGAAGAACAGUGUAGCACUGAUCAGACUUUGUCUGAAGACCAGUGUAGUAUUGUUCACCAGUCUCAGUCUGAAGGACAAUGUAUAAAAACAGUAAAUUCCAUGACUAUUCCAAAGAAAAAUAAAAAGAAAACAUCAAAUCAAAAAGCACAAGAAGAAUAUGAACAAAUACGAGCUAAGCGUGCUGCUAAGAAACAAGAAUUUGAGAGGCGGAAGCAAGAGAGAGAAGAAGCUCAAAGGCUCUACAAAAAGAAAAAAAUGGAAGUUUUCAAAAUAUUGAGCAAAAAGACUAAAAAAGGCCAACCAAACUUGAAUUUACAAAUGGAAUAUCUUCUUCAAAAAAUACAAGAGAAAAGUUAAAUACUCCAUUUUGUUGUUAAGGGUUAAAAUAUCUGCUGCCUGUUAGGUUCUUUUUACAUGUAAUGAGUGCCUUCUAACAAUGAACUCAAAUUUGUGGACAUUACCUGGAUUGCCACACUGCAAAUGUUUUUGUUCUUAUAAAAGUUUUUAUAUACAUGGUAUGUAAUAUGACUGGCUUACUUAUUUACUUCUGAAGGGAGGUUGUCUUAAAGAACCAAAAGAACCUUCUAUUUAGCUUCUAAUUAAGUCAAACAGGUAAUACUUUUGUACCAUAUAAGUUUUGUGUGAAAUAAAAUGUUUUGAAAGUAAGGAAGCCAAGCUUUCAAUGACAUGGGGUGUUUCACUUUAGUCCUCAAAGUACAUGGCUUUUUAAAUUUAUUUUAAUGAUGAGGG